AUGUUGUCACAUGGGCAAGAAGGGGAUGAAAGGCACUGGCAGCACGUGCUGCAGCUCCUCGCUCACCCGAGCGAAGCUCAGCAGGUAAAGGAUAGCAGCAGCAGCAGCAGCAACAGCAGCAGCAGCAGCAGCAGCAACAGCAGCAGCAACACAAGCAGCAGCAGCACCAGAAGCGACAGGAGCAAAAAAAAAGCAGCACCACCGCAGCAGCAGCAGCAGCAGCAGCAGCAGCGUGGUUGGGGCCUUGCGUCAGGCCCUUUGUGGGGGCGCUUACAGCAGCUGCAGCACAAUAAGCAGCAGCAGCAGCAGCAGCAGCAGAAACUGCAGCAGCAGGACCCAUCAAUUGGUGCCUGA
Molecule: messenger RNA, 354 nt
Organism: Eimeria mitis
Lineage: Eukaryota; Apicomplexa; Conoidasida; Eucoccidiorida; Eimeriidae
Exons: 2
Coding region: 1-354 (117 amino acids)
Source: RefSeq, a predicted model, not a curated record